GCGCGAUCGGCGGCAACGCAGGUCUCUUGCGCGCUGUUGUAGGCUGGGAGGUGAGGGGCCGCUGCCCGUGUCUCGCGCCCCGGAUCCGGCUCGGGCCCGCCGCCGCCAUGCCGCCCAAGUUCGACCCCAACGAGAUCAAAGUCGUGUUCCUGAGAUGCACCGGCGGGGAGGUCGGUGCCACUUCUGCGCUGGCGCCUAAAAUUGGCCCUUUGGGUUUGUCUCCCAAAAAGGUUGGUGAUGACAUUGCCAAGGCAACAGGUGACUGGAAGGGGCUGAGGAUCACCGUGAAACUCACUAUCCAGAACAGGCAAGCUCAGAUUGAGGUUGUCCCUUCUGCCUCUGCCCUGAUCAUCAAAGCCCUCAAGGAGCCUCCUCGUGACAGGAAGAAGCAGAAGAACAUUAAACACAGUGGCAGUGUCAGCUUUGAUGAGAUAGUAAACAUCGCACGCCAGAUGAGGCACAGGUCCUUGGCUCGGGAGCUUUCUGGAACCAUUAAGGAGAUUCUCACCCACGGACUGCCAGUCUGUUGGCUGCAUAUGAUGUCAUCGAUGACAUCAACAGUGGCACAAUAGAGUGCCCAGCUAGCUAAUACAGAAGCCAAGAACUCACAACACAAGUUAAUUAAGAUUUUUUUGUAACAAUUAUGAAACCUCAAUAAAACCUGCAGUUGUC
Molecule: messenger RNA, 672 nt
Organism: Chelonoidis abingdonii (Abingdon island giant tortoise)
Lineage: Eukaryota; Metazoa; Chordata; Testudines; Testudinidae
Source: RefSeq, a predicted model, not a curated record